Molecule: messenger RNA, 2301 nt
Organism: Rhizoctonia solani
Lineage: Eukaryota; Fungi; Basidiomycota; Agaricomycetes; Cantharellales; Ceratobasidiaceae
Product: translation initiation factor eIF-2B beta subunit
Exons: 14
Coding region: 1-2301 (766 amino acids)
Source: RefSeq, a predicted model, not a curated record
AUGACUUCCCAAAUAACUCGCCAAAUCCUGCCGGGAAGAAAGACCUCCCCGGAGAGGCAGGGAGCAAAGAGGGUAAAACGAAAUCACAGAUCCGAGCAGAGAACAGAGAGCGCCAGGAGAAAGAGGGCCGCCAAGGCAGCUGCAGCAACCAAUAAAAACAAGCAAUCGGUUUCACAGCGACCAGAUGACUCAGGUGCACGAAGAGGUGCGCCGUCUCAGGCACCCACCACCGAGCCACCACCUUCGAUCACUGCCGAUGUCGAGAAUAAGAUUCGAGAUCUAAGAAUUUUCUCCCCUUUGGCGCUCGCCAAGUCUGAAUUAUACUCGCGUAUUGAUCAAUAUAUGCAAGAACGGAUUCUGGCAGCCGACGUCGCAAUCUCAACGUUUGGCUUGGCCAAAAUCCAUGGGGACGUAGUCCUGACCUACGCAAGCAUAUCUGCUCAUCGCGCGGGGAAACGAUUUGAAGUAAUCGUAGUGGAUUCACGGCCCAUGUUAGAAGAAAUUUGCGAACCUUGGCAGCCUCUGGAAUCCCAUGCACAUACUGCAUUGUCUGCCCUUGGGACAGUCAUGAAGGACGCAUAUAGUGUUCUUGGCACCCAUGCGCUGCAUUCAAACGGAGCGCUAUACUCUCGUGCUGGGACUGCACUUGUCGCAAUGAUGGCAAAACAACACAAUGUCCCAGUACUUGCUUGUUGUGAAACGUACAAAUUUCCGAUAGCGUUAACUUGGAUAGCUUACCAAGAACGAGCUUGUUUCGUCGGCCGAAAUGACGUCCAAACACCCGCAGUAUACGCAAACGCAAACACGAAUACAAGGACUCCACGAGACGAGUUCAAUCUUCAACUCCUAAACCCCCUAUAUGACCUGACCCCACCUGCCUAUAUUACCGCUGUUGUGACCGAAGUUGGACUCAUCCCGGUGUCAUCCGUCCCCACUGUUCUGGGGCGGCCGCCUCAAUACGCGAACCCCAAUGCUCCAGUCCAGUAUGGCGGCCAGAUGGGGAUGAUGCAGCCUUCAGGCAUGAUGCCUCCGUCGAUGCCAGCGACGACUGCAGCGACUGAUCCAUACGCUAACGCUCAGCCGGGAACGAUCGCAUACCAAGUCGGAAGGUCCCGAUGGGAUCGCAACUUAUACACCCGUCAUCGCCCAAGAAACCAUUUAUCAGACACCCUCCGGUCCAACUCGCGGUAUCAAAUGGGUUACAGCAAUUCUAGUCAAGCAUCUGCUGCAGGCAUUCCGUCCGGCUCUAUUACUGCCUCCAACGCGGCCCAGCUUCCACAAGCUGUUGCCACUGGAUACGGGUACCCACCAUCUCCUGGAGACGACUAUCCUGUUAUGAAGCCUGGGAUGUCUCAGCGUGAAUACGAAACGUGCUCGCAAGGAAAAAAAGAACGCUCUAAGAACCGUGACCGCGACCGUGAUCGUGACCGUGAUCGCUGGGAACGUGAUCCCCAAGAUCCAUAUGAUAUUACUGGCGGUCGUGGCGGUCGCGAGCGAAAGUAUAGUGGAGACUUUGGUUUAUCGCGCCAGUCAUUCUACCCUCCCGCUGGAAAUGGUGCUCCUAGUGGAGGAUAUAAUGCCCCCGUUCCGGGCGGAUAUGGUGUGGUGCUCGUUCGAUGCCAGGUUCCCCCGUCCGCCCGCACUCUGCCUUCCAUCCGAAUCAUUACGAUGACGUUCCCCACGGUGGCCCAUCUCCUCGUCCAGGACAUUACGCCCGUAGCCGCCACGCAUCUCCUUCUAUGGGGCCGACCCACCUACCUGGUGGAUAUGGGGUAUCUUAUGUGGAGGAGGCACGCGAUCCUGUUUCUGCGACGCCUAUCCGCCCUAUGCUACGCGCUGGCCCGCAGCCCGCUGCAGGCGCCCAAUUCUUUGUAUUCUGUCUCUGGACGUGAGCUUAACAGAGCCAACCGUUUACCGCAUUCGAAAUUCUUCCUUGUUGAGGAUCUUAGGGAACUCAUGCAGCCUCAACCCCCGCCGCUUCCGGCCGCUCUGGUUCCGCAUGACGUCAUGGCCGAGGAAUGGGACCGCUGUAUGCAGGGUCUUAUCUCCUUGACUCUCAGGCACUGCAAUCAUCCCGAAGCGGCGCGCUUGAUCCUUGGUGGAUCUUAUCACGCAGUGGAACACCACAUUCUCUUGCCUCGUGGCCGGGAUGAUCGCUACUUCUCGUCUGCUCGCCGCGAGCAGCGGGCUGCCAAGAGGGCCGAGCGCAAGGCUCGUCGUAAGGAGAAGGCCCGCCGCCGCCGUGCUCGUAGACGCCAACGUGCUGCUUCAAUUCGCAUCCGUGCUGUUCCUCUCCACUAG